AUGAAGUUCCUGUCAACUCUUGCGCUGAGCGCAACCGCCUCGACUGCCCUGGCUGCGGUCAUCCCACAAGAACCGCUUGGGCCGUCAAUUGUCCAGAAUACCCAGGAGCCCAAAUGGCUGAUUGAGUUGGCCCCGUACACUACGCGAUGGGUGACUGAGGAAGAGAAAUGGGCGUUGAAGUUGGACGGUGUGAACUUCAUUGAUGUUACAACCGAAUUCCAGUCGGGUUCUUAUGGCACUCUUCAUUCCCAGCGCAUCGUCAAAUACCCUGGACAGAUGCAGCACUCGGAGGCUGUGGUUCCAUUGACCGAGGGACUUUCAAAAAGCAACAUGAAAAAGAACUUGGAGCACUUUACCUCCUUCCACACCCGCUACUACAAGUCUUCGACCGGUAUUCAGUCUGCCGAAUGGCUAUUGAGCCAGGUAUCUGAUGUGUUACAAGACUCGGGCGCGGCCAAAUACGGUGCGACUGUAGAGCGUUUCGACCACCCGUGGGGUCAGUUCAGUAUCAUCGCCCGAAUUCCUGGACAAACCAACAACACCGUGGUACUCGGCGCCCAUCAGGACAGCAUCAACUUGUUCCUCCCAUCCAUCCUGGCUGCUCCAGGCGCCGAUGACGAUGGCAGUGGAACUGUUACUAUCCUCGAAUCCCUUCGCGCUCUGCUGCAGUCAGAGGCCGUUUCGCACGGCGAGGCGCAAAAUACCCUUGAAUUCCAUUGGUACUCUGCGGAAGAGGGCGGUCUUCUAGGCUCCCAGGCUGUUUUUGGCAAAUACAAGAAAAACUUCCGUGAAAUUAAGGCUAUGCUUCAGCAGGAUAUGACUGGUUAUGCCCAGGGUACCCUGGAUGCCGGCCAGGAAGAGUCGGUCGGCGUUAUCGUCGACUAUGUGGAUCAAGGUCUCACCAAAUUCAUUAAGGAAGUUAUCACAACUUACUGUGAUAUCCCUUACGUCGAGACUAAGUGCGGCUAUGCCUGUUCUGAUCACGCCUCGGCUAGCCGAUUUGGAUACCCCUCAGCAUUUGUGAUUGAGUCUGCUUUUGAGAAUUCGGACAAGAAGAUUCACUCGACUGAUGACUUGAUCAAAUACUUGAGCUUUGACCACAUGCUGCAGCACGCAAAGAUGAGCUUGGCUUUUGCAUACGAGCUAGCAUUCGCGCCAUUUUAA
This is a messenger RNA of Penicillium angulare, 1164 nucleotides long. RefSeq names its product putative aminopeptidase (gene lap1). Gene Ontology annotation, biological process: proteolysis. The record is from RefSeq and is a predicted model, not a curated record. The transcript has 3 exons. Lineage: Eukaryota; Fungi; Ascomycota; Eurotiomycetes; Eurotiales; Aspergillaceae. The coding region runs from base 1 to 1164 and encodes 387 amino acids. Gene Ontology annotation, molecular function: metalloexopeptidase activity.